Benincasa hispida (wax gourd) is the source of this 1186-nucleotide messenger RNA. RefSeq lists its product as uncharacterized. The record is from RefSeq and is a predicted model, not a curated record. Gene Ontology annotation, biological process: root development; shoot system development. Lineage: Eukaryota; Viridiplantae; Streptophyta; Magnoliopsida; Cucurbitales; Cucurbitaceae.
AUCCAUUUGAUUAUAAAUAAAUUAGCAUCAAUAAUGGUGGAGAUAAUGAAGAGGUGGGAGGGAGACAAAGCAUGAACAUCGCUGAAUUAUUUGCUUAUACAUAUCACUAAUUAAUUGUAAUUAAAUGAGCUUCAGAUUCCUAAUAUCUCCCCAAGCCAAAGUGAUAUAAAUAAGCUCUUGAAGGCCAAAAGAUGAAGUCAACUUGAAAUUGCUUUGGCUGUUUUACAAUUCAUUAGCUUAGGCUUUUGUUAAAAAGAUGGAUUCCUUUGCUGCAAACUCAAAGAAAUCAUUCCACAUCCGUUCCAACAGUUUGCCUUCAAAGCCACAUCCAGUUGUGGAUGAAGUUAAUGAAAAUCUCUGCAGAUUGAAGGCCUCAGAAGCCACUUCUUCAUCUUCUUCUUUGUGCCAAAAACUUGAUGGUCUUCAAGAUUUACAUGAUUCCAUUGAUAAGUUGCUUCUUUUGCCACUCACCCAUCAAGCUCUUGUUGACAACAAGUCAGUUGAUAACUUGCUAGAAGGAUCUCUCAAGAUCUUGGAUGUGUGUGCUUUGGCUAAGGAUGUUUUAUCACAAAUGAAAGAAUCUGAACACGAACUUGAGUCUGCAUUGCGCAGAAGAAGAGGAGAUGACAUUCUAGUUGAUGUUCAAAAGUACAUGAACUCAAGGAAGAUGAUGAAAAAAGCAAUUCACAAGGCCUUGAGGAGCAUGGAAAGAACAAGUUCCCAAAAAGUGGAUGAAAAUUCAGAAAUGGCUAGUUUAUUAAAAGAGGCAGAAGUGGUUACAUAUAGCACUAUUGAAUCUUUGUUGUGCUUUAUAGCAGGACCAAAGUUGCCAUCAAAGAUGAGCAGAUGGUCUUUGGUUUCCAAGCUUAUCCAACCUAAGAGAGUAGCUAGCAAGGAGGAUGAGGCAAAUGGAAAUGAAGUAGAGAUGGUGGAUGUUGCUUUAUACUCGAUCAAUAAUCAGAAAUCUCACUUCCUUGUGCAAGUUGAAGAUGUGCAGAACUCGCUAAAGAAAUUGGAGUCGUGUAUUCAUGACUUUGAAGAAGAUCUCGAGAGUCUAUAUCGAUGUCUUAUUAAAAACAGAGUCGCUUUUCUUAACAUCCUAAAUUACUAAGGAUGAAAGCUUAGAUAGUAGUUGUACAGCCUAUUCCGAUGGAAUCCAUUUUUGUCGAAUGUAAACGCCACAAUA